Paramecium sonneborni is the source of this 423-nucleotide messenger RNA. NCBI's taxonomy places the organism in Eukaryota, Ciliophora, Oligohymenophorea, Peniculida, Parameciidae. The record is from the annotation of a GenBank genome assembly.
AUGAAAUACGCCAAAAUAUCAAAUUAAGUCAGAUAAGCUUUCAUAAGAAGAGUAUCUGAAAAAAAAUGUACAAUAAGGUAAGCAGCAAAGCAAUUCAAUAUUAAAUUUUCAACAGCUAAAGCAAUUUUAUCAAUUUAUAGACACGAGGGUAGGAUAGGGAAAAAAUAAAAUAGAUAAAGAAAACUUUCAAAUAAUACCAUUUCUGAAAGGGAAACAUAAAAAUCAUUAAAGGAAGAACAUUAAGAAUCAAAAGAUUAGUUUAAAUUAAACUCAGCUCCCUAGAAUAGUCUUAAUGACUGGCAAACUAUACAACCACUACAUUAAUAUAAUUAUGACUGGACUUACUUGUAAAAUUUUUGGAUGAUGAGUUAUAUGAAUCAACAAUUACAAUACCGAAAUUUUUAAACAUUUAUGAGGUAUUGA